AUGGAUACAACUACAGCACAUAACUAACCUUAAAUUGAAACAUUUGAAUCAAAAUUGAUUACCAUUCAAGGAACUUCUUCUCUUCCCAAUGAACAUGUCUAUCGUAUAAGAAAAACAUUACAUCCAUAAAUUACUGCAAAAUAAUUUCAUUAGAAUAAAACACUUAUCUCAAAUGAAAAUUGCAUUAACCAUUUAUGCCAUAUCUGUAAUAAGCUUUCAUCAACACCUACCACUAAAUAUUGUGCUUGUUAAGACAGAUAAUAUCAUUUAUUAUGCCUUACAACUCAUAUAUAAUUAGAAUUUAAAUAAGGCAAUGGAAUUAUGUAAUGUGCUUAUUGUAAUCUAUAUUAUCCUACAAUUAUACAGACUAAGUACUUAUUAAUUUCAUUUAGCUUAUCAUAUCAAAAUUUAUCAAAAAAGCAGCUUUUCACAUUUGCUUCAGUUUUCUUAAUUUUGCUAAUAUUAUUCAUUGUUGAAAUCACUCUCAUGAUCUUAUUAAAUCUUGAUUUCCCCUUCCAUCUCUUUUUAGCUAUUCUCCUCACUAUAGAAUUGCUAUUCUUACUUAAAAUAAUACAAAGAGUACUAAUCUGUGCUAGAAUUGUAAGAUUUUCAUUUAAAGAAUAUAAAUUUUGCGAUGAAAUUAUUUAAACUUAAUAUGCUUAAAAUUCUUUUAAAAUUAUCUAAGCCAUCAAAAAUAAUAAAGCCAAGUAAUUAUUUACAGAAUGA
Messenger RNA from Paramecium sonneborni, 726 nucleotides. The record is from the annotation of a GenBank genome assembly. Lineage: Eukaryota; Ciliophora; Oligohymenophorea; Peniculida; Parameciidae.